GCCAUGUGCAAAGAUUCAAAAUGGCGGACACGAGGGCAACAUUCGUGUCUCACAAAAUCAACAAAAUACGAUGGAGACAGCAGCAAAAACAGUCUCUUCAGGAAUCAGAUGUUUUUGCAAGCGGAAGUUGGGACGAUGAACAAAAUAAGGUAUGUCUGUGGAAGGUUGAGAGACAGACGGCACAGAGUGGGGAGAUGGAUGAUGGAGGAGGGACAGGCUAUGUGGAGAGUGAUCCAGUGAUCCUGUGUGAGGCCCCACAUAGAGGAGAUGUCACCGGUUUAGAGUACAUGGAUCAAGAACAUAUUGUUGCAUCUUCUUCAACUGGAACCAUUACUAUUUAUAAACACCAUACUAACUCACAGACCCUAGGAGUGUCUCAACAAUGGGAAAAAGUUCAUAAUCACUAUGGACAGCUUUGUCCUUGUACAUGUUUGGCCAUCCGUGAUGAUGUGAUUGUGUCGUCGGGAGAGGAUGGACGUGUCAAUAUAAUACAAGUGGGACACAAAACACCCAAUAGAGUUAUAGAUAAAGCAGAUAGCAGCACUGUAAAUAGUAUUACCUUCCUGAAGCAGACAGAAUUCAUCACAGUCAAUUCUACAGGACAACUGAAGAUAUUUGAUCUAAGGACAAAUUCUGAUGAACCAACACAAACUCUUUCUGUAACAGGGGAGUUAACUCCUCUCCAGUGUAUAGACAAACACCCAAGUCAGGCUCACAUAGUUGCAACAGGUGGACAGGAUGGUGUGCUGGGAAUGUGGGACCUGAGACACGACAAGUUCCCAGUCUCAUUGAUGGAGGCACACUCUGGGACAGUGUGGGAGGUGAGGUUCCACCCAUCUGCACCCGACCACUUAUUCACCUGUUCCGAGGAUGGCUGUGUGUGGCACUGGGAUGGCUCACAGGUCAAUGCUACACCUAUUGGCAUGGUGGCAGGCAUCAACCAGAUAACAGGUACAGGUGCAGGAUCCGGGGGAGGUAAUUUAUCAACACCACGACAGUUCCAGUAUGGCGGUAACACAGCUGCUGCUGGUCUUUCUAAUCCUUGGCUGGCCACUGACAUUGCCAAAAACAAAAUUGAGAUCACCUCAUUACUUGAUCAAAAAUCACUGCCUAUAAACACUGUAGAUGUGGCAGGACACACACUGCUGUGUGGCACAGAUGGAGAGACAAUAUUCACAAUGAAUCUUGGCAGCCUUCGGUAACCUCGCGUGUGUUUAGAGUCCAGAUAGGUUGAUUCAUGUGGAAAAUUCCGGUGUAAAAGAUGUGGAUGAAGAUGAUAGUAUUUGGCAUGGAUGGAGUGAAUGGUAGACCUGAAAAUAUAAAGGUAUCAAACAAAUGUUUUGGUACCAGUCUUUGUUUGAUACAGAUCUAUGGGUGCUUGGUGUCUGUUAAUUUUCUUUUUUAAUUUUUUAUAGAAGAUUGGACAGUGGUGCAGUCUGAUCAGUUCACUAAGUAAAAUGACAUUUCUUUUAAAUAACAAUCAAUUAUUAUGCCUUAUAUGAAGCCUAGAGAGAUUAAGCAUUCAGUAAAUCCCACUAGACCACCACCUCUUGGUUGAGUUCAAAACCUACGUGGGGCAGUUGCCUGUAGACCAGUGGUGUUUCUCAGGGUACUCCAACUCCACCUCCAGAACCAGGGAGGUCUUUAAAUGACCCUGGCUGUUAAUAGGAUGUUAAACCAAAUUAACCAAACCAAACCACUAGAACAAUUGUCAGGGGCUAGUGAAUGUCAAACCUGACCAUCUCACCAAAGGUAAUCUAAUGUUAAUUGAAAAACAGAAAUUUUGACAUGUAUUCAGAAAUGUUUAUCAUUAAUAGUAGCUAUUGGGCAAGUUAGCAUGUUCUAGAAUGGUACAUUUGUUUCGUCCAUUUAAGACAAGUCUAGUACUUGCAUCUCUUUAUAUUCAUCGGUAAAAGAAAUUUUAAGAGUUGAUUUAAACUUUUGAGUGUCACAAGGAAAUAGCAUCUGAUGUUUGGUUGUAUUUACAGGGUUUAUUUUAACUUGAGUGGCAGAUGUGUGUUUUAGAUAAUACAAAUGAUUACAUAUAGGCUUAGUUGAUUGUUUGUAAUAUUCAUAUUAAAAAUCUGACAUUUAUCUUUACUUUUCAAAACUGGUUUCAUUUUGGGAAGGUCUUCAUCCAUUGUAAUGAUUUUCUUUGUUUAAUGUUGAUUAUGUGCAAUAUAUUACCUGUCAUUGUUAUUGGUUACCUUUGUUAUUGUUUAUCAAUGGAGAGGUAAACAGACAUGACAAUAAAAAUCAUUGUUUAUCUUGUAUGUGGUGCUUAUCAUAUACACUGAACCUAAUCUCACUGAUUAUUAUUUGACAAUCAAAGCAUUUCCAGCAGGGAACAUUUUAUAAGGGUGCAUUCCCAAUGUCACACAAUCUGCCAGGCUGUUCGUUUGGGUUUUCGUGUCCCUGGUGUACUCUGAAGCCAAAAGUUAAUACUGUUUAUAUAUUGGUGAAAUUGGGUCUAAAUUUAGAGGAAGAUUUACUAAUCUAUUUAGCAAGCUUUUUGUUCUGCCACUUUUAUCAUAUAAAUGGAUUUCAUAAAAUAGUUAAGAAAUGGUUAGGUAUUAAUAAAAUUGUUCAAAAAUGGUGUAAUAUGUAUUUAUAAUGUAAUGGCGUUACUGAGAGCAAUGUACUAGGUAUGGGGAGUGUUAGUACUACCCUCGGUAAGUAGAUGUAUGUGGAUGCUGAUUAAGUUAUGAAAUUCUCAAAAUGUUAUUAAUCUAAUCAAAGUAACGCAGUUAAAAGUUUUUAAUGAUAAUAAAAAAGGUGAGUGUCCAUUAAAAGAAUUGAUCGAAUAUAGAGUUCUGGCCUGAAAAGGUUAUGUAUAUCAGUAACAUCAUAUGCAUUAAAGCCCUACAGCAGUUUGAUACUGAAUAAAGUUCUAUGUUUUACUUUUUAAUGUAACCAGAUCUAGGCAAUUUACCCUCUAUUUGAAGACCACGUAUUUCAAUAUGCAAAAUGGUGCCAUUAAGACAUUAGAUUGUGUGUCAUGUGGAAGUUUUCUCACCUACAUGAAAUACUGUAAAAUCAGUUAUUUUGAAGGUGCAAAUUUUUUGCAGUUUGUUAAAAAAUAAAUUUAAUUUGUUAAUAGUUGAGAUUGGUUUUUAAAGAAACCAUGCAAUCAGAAUGUAUUAUGGUGCAGUAAUGUCUACACAACAUGAUAUACCAAACCACCUGUACAUGUGCUUAGAACGCUGCAUCAACAAACAUCAUCAUGUAAUCCUUAUAUACAUUAACCAACAAAGUUGGCAGUAAAUUUAAUUUAAGAGAUGACCAACAUGCCAUGUCACAGUAGAGCUGUACAAAUCAUAAUGUAUAUGCAUGCCACUAGGUUGAUUUGAACAUAGACUGGUUACAACGUUUUGUUUGUGAAAGAUGUAAUUUUGUGUAUGCUCAGUAAGAUAUUUUUGUACUUUUCUGUGAUGUGGUGAGAAACCUGGACUUGUUUGAGUGUGUGCAAAUGGAAUUGUUUGUGGGUAUGACAAGAAAUGUAUUGAAAUUCACAUUAUCAGGUCUUAAUAUUGUGUAUGAAAGUAUAGCUGUGCAACUUAACAGACUGCAAAGUUGUGCUGUAAAUACAAGCAUUUGAAACUGUUGGAGA
Messenger RNA from Pecten maximus, 3610 nucleotides. RefSeq names its product nucleoporin Nup43-like. Lineage: Eukaryota; Metazoa; Mollusca; Bivalvia; Pectinida; Pectinidae. Gene Ontology annotation, cellular component: nuclear pore outer ring. Gene Ontology annotation, molecular function: protein binding. The record is from RefSeq and is a predicted model, not a curated record. Bases 21 to 1202 code for a protein of 393 amino acids. The transcript is spliced from 8 exons.